GAGAUGGUCUUGACUUUCCCCGAACACGAGGUCCACAUGCAUGGCGCCUAUGAUCUAUACGUCAAUCGCGGACCAGCGCUCAUCAGAUUAUACCCGAGAAACGAUGAAGGCGCGAAUCCUCAAACCUACACCUUGCCUGUCCCGAAUCUGCUGGCCGUAUUCGCAGUCAACAGGCAAUUUGAAAGAGAAGCUUUGCCGAUCUUCUACGCUAAGAACGUCUUCGCUUUCACGCGGGUUGACAGAUUGAAACAUUUUCUUGACAACACUCUUCCUGAGCGACGAAACCAUAUUCGACACUUGGUUGUCCAAUAUGAACCGGACGCCAGGUCGAGGAAGGUGGCAUCUUCCUGCUUCAGGCUCAUGCAAAACAUGCAGGGCCUUCGAAAGCUUGGCAUAAAGCUGUUUGAAAACAAUCUCCAUUGUUUUUUUGAUUCCCGUCGCACCAAGCACAGGAUUUGGGUACAGAACAAUCCUCUUAAACUUGCUGGUAUCCCCACUCUGGCUAAACUGAGACUUGAACAAGUGCAUUGUCUUCGCGUCAUAGUUCGACGGCUACAGCUGGUGUUUCAUUUGGUAAGAGAGAUCUUCUUUGGACUUUGACAUGCACAAGUAAGUGCAAAGAAGUUCAGCAUUAGUUGACGUCGCAGAAUUGGGUUUUGUGGUUGAGCAAAGAGACAGUAUUGGCGUGAUCGUUGGAAGUCCAGGCAGAACUAGGUUGAAGUAAACAUGAGGCUUGCAAAAGUGUUGUACUUAGUCUCAUUUGUGCCCGAACUCGGACUGCUCGGAAUCUCCAUAACAAGCAGGGAUCCCAUCAGUCGAGCAUCUGAGUGUUCUUGAAAUUUCA
Molecule: messenger RNA, 844 nt
Organism: Dissoconium aciculare CBS 342.82
Lineage: Eukaryota; Fungi; Ascomycota; Dothideomycetes; Mycosphaerellales; Dissoconiaceae
Exons: 1
Coding region: 4-600 (198 amino acids)
Source: RefSeq, a predicted model, not a curated record